Rhodotorula toruloides NP11 is the source of this 1029-nucleotide messenger RNA. RefSeq lists its product as uncharacterized. NCBI's taxonomy places the organism in Eukaryota, Fungi, Basidiomycota, Microbotryomycetes, Sporidiobolales, Sporidiobolaceae. Bases 1 to 1029 code for a protein of 342 amino acids. The record is from RefSeq and is a predicted model, not a curated record. The transcript is spliced from 3 exons.
AUGACCCUGUCGACGCUGCUGUCGACUCUCCUCGUCCCGCUCACCUCGCUCGUCCAGUCGCCCUUCCAGCAACCCUCGUCCCGCUCCAUGACGGACCAAGUGGACCUCCUCAUCCUCGGCGCAGGGUGGACAGCCUCCUUCCUCGUCCCUCACUUGCGCGCACACCACCCAAACCUCUCGUUCGCAGCGACAACCCGCGACGGACGAGACGACACCCUCAAGUGGUCCUUCGACCCCGAUCGCGAGGGGAAGGACCAGUUUGAGGGACUACCGAAGGCGAGGGCCGUGUUGGUGACGUUCCCUAUCAGGGGAGAGGGCGGGAGUAGGAGAUUGGUGCAAGGGUACGAGGAGCAUGCGGGUUCGAGGGCGAGGUGGAUUCAGUUGGGCUCGAGUGGGAUCUGGGACGGCGGUCCAACUCUCGCCUCUCUCCGCGCCUCCUCCCCUUCCUCAACCGCGAAACCCCCUCCGUUCCAAUGGACGACCCGCCACUCUCCCUACGACCGUACGAACCCCCGCGCAAUCGCAGAAGACGAGCUCCUGUCGCAACAUGCCGACACGAUCGUGCUGAACCUCGUCGGACUGUGGGGCGGCACCCGCAACCCACUCAACUGGUUCGCCCGCAUCGCGCCCACCAAAUCCGCCCUCGAACAAAAAGGUUCUCUCCACCUCAUCCACGGGCUGGACGUAGCACGCGCAAUAGUCGCCGUCGUCCUCGCUCCUACACUCCCUCGCUCUGCGGAAAGUGUGAGGGAGGGGAGGGGAGAGCGGUGGGUUGUAAGUGACUUGAGGGUCCUGGAUUGGUGGGACCUCGUCUCUUCCCACCCUUCUCCCCCUCCUUCCUCCGCCUCGCACGAUGGCGAAUCCUCCCCCGACCGCACCAAGUGGGUCCUAGACCUCAUGCACACCCACAACAUCCGCGGGCUCCCUCGCUCGCCGGAGGAAUUGGGGAGGGCGAUCGAUUCGAGCGAGUUUUGGAGGGCAUUUGGGGUUGGCCCGGUUAAGGGGAGGUGGGAGGAGGGGAAACUGUGA